Molecule: messenger RNA, 2115 nt
Organism: Spirodela intermedia
Lineage: Eukaryota; Viridiplantae; Streptophyta; Magnoliopsida; Alismatales; Araceae
Source: the annotation of a GenBank genome assembly
AUGAAACACCAUAUUUUGGGCUGGCAUGUUUGGGCUUUCUUCCUGCGGCCCACUACUCCAUUAGGGCCCCACCACCCAGCAAGGGCCGUCUCCACAGCCAUCCGAUGGCUUCCGGGAUGGGUGGAAAGGAAGGCCCACGUCAGCUGCCACGUAACAGGCUCUUACGCCGACCGCCAGCUUAUCCGGGGAAGGAUAGCCCAUGAAUGGGCGUCGGGAACUCGCACGCCUGAACGAAUAUGCGAUCCCCGCGGAGGAUUAUAGACGCCCGCCCCAGACAAGGCUUUGGCUUCUGCAGCUGGUAGUCUCUCCCGCGCGCUACUUCCGCAGAGCCUGCUCAGGAGAGAGAAACCUGUCGGCCGUUGUGGGGAAGUACGAAGGUAGCUAAGCACUUUUACCUCUCUCUCUCUCUCCUCUCUCUCUCUCUCUCAAAUACGUCGCAUUUAGGUAGAGGAAGACUCUCUCUGCUUCUCCUGCAGCUUGCAGGAGGAUAUAGCUUGUAGGCAUUCUUCUCUCUCCCUCUCCCUCUCCCUCCCUCUCUCUCUCUCUUUCUCUCUCUCUCCCUCUCCUCACUUUCUCUCUCCCUCUCCUCACUUUCUCUCUCCCUCUCCUCACUCUCUCUCUCCCCCUCACUCUCCUCUAUCUUUCCUUUCUUACUCGGCAGAGCAAAGAAAUAUCCCGCGUGGAUUCUCUUCAUAUAUAUAUACAUAUAUAUAUCGCGCGAGAACAGUACACGCCAGUGGAGCCUAGAGUCAGGGCAAUAUGCCACGUGUGCACGUAGACAAUUGUCAACAUGGCAUGCUCAUUAGACGGCCACGGGGAGAUAAGAAUCUCCACGAUUCUUGGAACAUUAUCGGGCAGACAAAAACAAACCAAAUAGUUAAAUAUCAAAAAAGUAUUUACACAUAUAUAUAUAUAUAUAUAUCUAUAAUAUCUGCCAGAUGAGCUGAUGGAGACUGCCCGGUACAUCGCCACCGCGGGGAAGGGCAUCCUCGCCGCCGACGAGAGCACGGGGACCAUCGGCAAGCGGCUAGCCAGCAUCAACGUGGAGAACGUGGAGGCCAAUCGGCAGGCCCUCCGGGAGCUCCUCUUCACCUGCCCCGGCGCCCUCCCUUUCCUCUCCGGCGUGAUACUCUUCGAGGAGACGCUCUACCAGAAGACCGCCGCAGGGAAGCCCUUCGUGGAGGUGCUGCGGGAGAACGGAGUCGUGCCGGGAAUCAAAGUCGACAAGGGCACCGUUGAGCUCGCCGGCACCGACGGCGAGACCACCACGCAGGGCCUCGACGAUCUCGGCAAGCGCUGCGCGAGGUACUACGAGGCCGGCGCGCGGUUCGCGAAGUGGCGCGCGGUGCUGAAGAUCGGGCCGGGGGAGCCGUCGGAGCUAGCUGUGCAGCAGAACGCGAAGGGCCUGGCGAGGUAAGCCGCCGUGUGCCAGGAGAUCGGGCUGGUUCCCAUUGUGGAGCCGGAGGUGCUCACCGAUGGCGUGCACGACAUUAAGAGGUGCGCCGUCGUGACGGAGACCGUCAUCGCCGCCGUGUACAAGGCCUUGAACGACCACAACGUCCUACUGGAAGGGACCCUCCUCAAGCCCAACAUGGUCACCCCCGGCACCGACAGCCCCAAGGUCCGUCCUUACGACAAAAACAACCGAUACUUUCUGCAACAAUAUUUCCUACUGGGGAGUUCCUCGUCUCACGAAUUUUCGGAUGAGUUAUAGUUUGAGCACGCAAAUAGUUAUGUGAGAUUGGAUUUUAGGUGGCGCCUGAGGUGAUCGCGGAGUACACGGUGGUGGCGCUCCGGCGGACCGUGCCGGCGGCGGUGCCGGGGAUAGUGUUCCUGUCCGGGGGACAGAGUGAGGAGGAGGCGACGCAGAAUCUCAACGCAAUGAACAAGCUGGAGGUGCUCAAGCCAUGGACGCUCUCCUUCUCCUUCGGUCGUGCCCUGCAGUCGAGCACCAUCAAGAAGUGGCUAGGCAAGGUGGAGAACGUCCCCGCGGCGCAGAAGGCUUUCCUCGCUAGGUGCAAAGCGAACUCCGAGGCCACCCUCGGCAAGUACGCCGGCGGUAGCCCCGAUGGUGCCGCCUCCGAGAGCCUGUUCGUCAAGGGGUACAAGUAUUAA